Messenger RNA from Salvia hispanica, 1006 nucleotides. RefSeq names its product uracil phosphoribosyltransferase. Gene Ontology annotation, biological process: uracil salvage. The record is from RefSeq and is a predicted model, not a curated record. Gene Ontology annotation, molecular function: uracil phosphoribosyltransferase activity. Lineage: Eukaryota; Viridiplantae; Streptophyta; Magnoliopsida; Lamiales; Lamiaceae.
AUGCUAUGCGGCCACAAUGUGGCUGGCCACAUGGUGGUAUUUCUGAAAGAUUUGCUCAGAUUGUUUAAUAUUUAUAGCAAUCGUCAGGGUUUGCACUCGGAUUGUCGACAACGCCGCGCCGUUUCCAUGAAUUGCCAAGCGACGGUGGAGAAUUCUGUUGUGUCUGGCAACAGAAUGUUGGUGGUCGUCCCGCCGCACCCUUUAAUUAAGCACUGGAUUUCAGUUCUUCGGAAUGAGCAGACGCCUUGCCCCGUAUUCAAGAAUGCUAUGGCUGAGCUUGGGAGAUUGCUGAUAUAUGAGGCAUCAAGGGAGUGGCUUCCAACUAUCAGCGGAGAGAUCCCGUCGCCAAUGGGUGUUACAACAGUGGAAUUUAUUGAUCCAAGGGAACCCAUUGCAAUUGUGCCCAUAUUGAGAGCUGGCCUGGCUUUGGCAGAGCAUGCACCAUCAGUUUUGCCAGCGAUGAAUACAUAUCAUUUAGGUAUCGGCCGAAAUGAAGAAACACUUCAGCCAUCUGUAUAUUUGAACAAGCUGCCAGAUAAAUUUCCUGAAGGCUCUCGAGUAUUCGUGGUAGAUCCCAUGCUUGCGACAGGUGGUACCGUGGUUGCAGCUAUACAAUUGAUAAAGGAUCGAGGCGUUGACAACAAGCAAAUAAAAGUGAUAGCUGCCGUCGCUGCUCCUCCUGCCCUUCAGAAAUUAAGCGAGAAGUUCCCUGGGCUUCAUGUGUAUGCUGGAAUCCUCGACCCAACUGUUAACGAGAAAGGGUUCAUAAUUCCCGGACUUGGAGAUGCUGGCGAUCGUAGCUUUGGCACAUAAAUAUGGCAAACUUCAUUACCCCCAAUUUUGUUACGAUUAUAAGACAAGGUAAUUCAAAUCAAGCCCACUGGUGAUGAGGGCACUUCUUUCAUUCUCUACCAUUACAAAUAUCAUUUUGUUCUAUGUAUCAGUUUUGUAUCUGGCUUCAAUUUCUUAACAUUAUAUUAGUUUUAUAUUUUGGUAUUAUUUUUAA